CGCGGUGAGUCGCUGCAAGCAACUCCUGUAAGCGAGUGUGUUGCUCGGGCGCUCAGCUCUAUAAGUGCGUUGCUCACCUUCCCAGAUCCCACUAAAUCCAACUCGAAGCGAGUGAUACAACAGCCGACAAGUUUUGGAUUUGAAUAGUUCGCAGAAUCGGUGAGAAGUUGCAAAAUGGUGCGCAGGUGUAGCGAUAAAAUGGCCAAGCUGCUCUUGGUUGUUUUCAACGCGCUGUUCUUGGUAUGCGGUAUCGCCCUCCUGACCGUCGGACUAGUCGACCUGAAGGAUGUGAGGUCAGUUGAAGCAAUCCUCGACGAUCUGAAUAGCGUGAACAUCCUCGUGAUUGCCGUCGGAGCUGUAAUCGUGAUCAUCUCUUUCCUCGGCUGUUGCGGGGCUCUCAAAGAGAACUCAUGCAUGCUGAACGCAUUCCUGGGACUUCUGCUCUUGAUCCUGAUCGCCGAAAUCGCCGUGGGAUACCUCGCCUUCACGAAUAAGGGCCAAGUAGAGAGCACCAUCGAGGAGGCAGCCAUGAAAUCAUUGAAUCGAACCGCAUCUGGCGAUUCGAAAAUGCUGAAGCAGUACUGGGAUGAUCUCCAACUGACGGGAAAAUGCUGCGGUGUGCACGGCCCCAAGGACUACGAAGCUCUCAAGAUCCCGUUACCCGAGAGCUGUUGCAAGGGCUCCGAACGAGGAACGCCGUGUGACAGGAGAAAUCCUAAUCUGCAGAACACUGGUUGCCUCCCGAGGAUUAGGCAGAUCAUCGAACGCAACUCGCUCGCAAUCGGAGUGACAGCCAUCAUCAUAGCUUUCAUCGAAGUGGCCGGAAUAAUCUUCGCUUGCUGUCUGCGAAGCGCGAUCAAUGAACGUUAUCAAACUGUUUGAGGCUGCUCGGAAUAUUCCACGGACGUGCAUUGAUAUGUAUGUGUAUACUCCCACCUGGCUGCCGCAGUGCGAGGCGGCGACUUCUACCCCACCUCAUAAUCUCCCGUUUGUCUUAUAUCAGAACGGGCUCCACCUUCUUCUCAAUUCGAGUAUCACUGUCGAUCAUGGUGGAACGUCAGUUGUACUGCAAUCGAUGUACCCUUGACCCGAAUGGGGGUCUCGAUUUUUUGCUUCCGGGGGAUGGGAAUCGGGGAAACCUCGUCAUUGGGAAUAAAAUCUAAUCCUGCUAGCCCAUA
Messenger RNA from Galendromus occidentalis (western predatory mite), 1178 nucleotides. RefSeq names its product CD63 antigen. The transcript is spliced from 5 exons. Gene Ontology annotation, cellular component: plasma membrane. The record is from RefSeq and is a predicted model, not a curated record. Lineage: Eukaryota; Metazoa; Arthropoda; Arachnida; Mesostigmata; Phytoseiidae. Bases 175 to 882 code for a protein of 235 amino acids.